This is a messenger RNA of Kwoniella botswanensis, 4197 nucleotides long. RefSeq lists its product as uncharacterized. Gene Ontology annotation, cellular component: nucleus. Gene Ontology annotation, molecular function: protein binding; histone H4K20 methyltransferase activity. The transcript has 11 exons. Lineage: Eukaryota; Fungi; Basidiomycota; Tremellomycetes; Tremellales; Cryptococcaceae. Bases 1 to 4197 code for a protein of 1398 amino acids. The record is from RefSeq and is a predicted model, not a curated record.
AUGUCAACGACAAUACCGAUAUCACGCGACAGAUCGAUCGAUCAAUUGCCUCCAAUCUCAGGUGGAUCUACCAGCAGGGAAAUGUUACAACCACUACAAACAGAAGACGAAGAAGGAGAGGAAGAGCAAGAGCAAGAGAGGGAGAUGGAUCCCCGUCCCAUUAGCAUCAGCAUCAGCAUCAGACCGAAAUCCAAUAUAAAUGGAAAUGGAAACGGAAAUGGACAAAUAUCGAGAUCGAAUUCCGUACAAACAAAGGAAAAGGAAAAGGAAAAAGAAAGGGUGGUGAUCGAUAAAGACUUGUUACCUCAUCCUGCAGAAGACCUUUCAGCAGAUGACGAUUUACUAUCUUGGAUCCUGGUAGACCAGUUGGGUUGUAUGCCCAAUACCAAAUUGGGUGUACAUCCCCAACAGGUCAAGUUCGUUGGUCCGACAUUCAAGACGGAUGAGGUAUUGAAUAUAGUCAGAGAGACUGUAACGAAAGGAAAUAUACAAGGUGCCAUGCAAAGGUUACAAGAAUUCCACUUGAUCAAAUCUCAUCUUGAGAGUAAAAUGACGGAUUAUCAGAGAGAACGAUUCGUCUCGCAUCUACGUCGAUACCUCUUACCCCUCUUACCUACUUCUCGAUUAGAAAUUCAUCUGACAUCUCGAUACUCAUUCAUCACGGGUCAUACCGAAUUGGCUGUGUUUGCGACUCGACCUCUAACGCCCGGACUGGUCAUGCAGGAAUUACAAGGCAGUGUGGUUCCCUUGCCAGAUCAAUGGAGGGAAGAAAUGGAGAUUGGCGAAGAUUUCGCCGUUGCCGUCGAAGCUGCCGGUGAAGAAACUGAUUCAGAUGCUGGAGGAGGAAGUGACGAUGAAGAUGAUAAUGUAUCUUUACAUUCUUCAGCAACCGCCGCAAGGAAAGAUAAAGGUAAAUCGAAAGAAGUCGAUAAUAAUAAUAAUAGUAAUGGUAACACGACACGAAAAGGUCAAAGAAGGAGUGAUAGAACCAAAAGAAGAGAUUUUAGUAUUGUGUGGUCGGGUUUGAAAAGAUGUUAUCAGCUUUUCUUAGGUCCCGCUAGAUUCUUAAAUCAUGACUGUAAUCCGAAUGUGGAGCUUUUACGACAAGGGAAACAUGUAACAUUUAGAGUGUUAAAGCCGAUUCGGAUUGGAGACGAGUUGACCACAUUCUACGGAGAGAACUAUUUCGGUCGAAAUAACAUAGAAUGUCUCUGUCUUACUUGCGAACAGAAGGGCGUCGGGGGAUUUACGCCAGUGUCAUCCAUUCCUUCAGGUCGAAAUUCAAGAUCGAAUUCCAGAGAUUCUUCAGCCGGACCAUCGCGCCGAGAUACUUCAGCUGACAUGCGCGAAUCCAUUGCAAGGGAAAUCAAAAACGUUGGACCGAGUUCGUUGAGGAACGUGAUGAAUGGUAACCAGGACGAUGAACUUGAUGAUUUACAACCAGCUACUACCGUCGAGCCCAGUCUGGUCGGUGAUGAUACAGAAGAAGCUAGUCUAUCCGUUUCCUUCAAGGAUGAUAAUGGGGAAGAUUCGGCUUCGGCUUCGAUUUCGAUUACCGCUACGCCUACCAAGAAAAAUAUUCUCAAGAUCACCAUACCUCCGUCACCUACGACGGAAAGCGUCGCGUCUGAACCCGAUUCCCCUCUCGACCCACCUGCAAGAAGGGAAAGGAUCAUUCGGAAAGUAGUCCAGAAUAUCAAACCUUGGUCAUUCCUCCAGAGACCCAAAAAAUUCAAGAAAGAUGAGCCUUCUGAAAAUGAUGAGGAAUCUACCGAAGUAACGGACGACCUCCCAGAUGAUUUUCCAAGAUGCGCAACUUGCGCUAAACCCCUUGCUGAACAGAUUUGGUUCAAUGGAAGAUAUUUCGAACAUUGUGCUAGGUGUGUUCGACAUGCUUUCAUCUUUGAAUUGCCUUGGCCAUCUCAUCGACCUCAAGAUGUACGAGAAUAUCCACCUGCACACUUACUUCCAUCUCGAUACAUCCCACCUAAAAUAUCCACCAUACCCUUACCGACGUUAAGCAAACUACCUAAAUAUGUUAAACCGAUCGAAGUGCCAGUGUCACCAGCCAACGAAACCAAACUCAUGCGCCAAGCACGUAAAUUGCGUGAUCAAAUUGCCGCUGAAGAUUUCUUUGUCGAGUCCUUGAGAGAAGUAGCGUGGUCAGCACAGGAGAGCAAGGAAGCUGCUGCUGAAGCUCGAGAAGCAGCUUUACAAGCUCAAAAGGAAGCUAAAGAAGAGGCGAGGAGACUCAGGUUGGAAGAGAAGAGGCAGAGGGAUGCGAAGAACAUCAAAGGAACGGGUGUAUGGAGUAGAUAUGCUUAUUUGACUGAGGAAGAUAUCAGGAAGAAGGAAGCUGAGAGGAAUCAAGUUUUAUCCGGUACGAGAAGAGGUGGCAGAUUCCGAGCUAGAGAGGAUGAAGAGGAGAUGAAGAAGCUGGCAGAAGAGAAGGCUCGAGAAGAACGGAGAGAGAACUUGGCAGUGAUGGGUAUAGAACCUGGUUCUCCUGAAAGGUCUGGAAUUGACCAAUCGAACAACCAGCAACAAGAAGUAGAAGAAGGGGAAGGAGAAGUUGAAGAAGGUGAUGUGUCAAUUGCAUCUUCAUCUGGAACUAGCACUGAACUUGUGGUUGAUCCGCGAGCAUUGGUCAGAGGUCAAAGACAAAUACCCCAUAAAAUCACUCUCUUCACAAGGAAAGAUAAGGAGAAGGAGAGAGUAACAGUGAAUGAAGAUGAAGAUGAUGAGUUGGAGGUUGCAACUUCACCUGUAUUAUCGGUAAUACCGCCUCCGAAACCAACCGUACGAAACGCUGUACCAUCGUCAUCUAAGCCUCGUCCUGUAUCUGCAUCAACAUCUACUGUUUUCAGACCUAUCGCACCCAAAAUACCCACUCUGCCUAAUACCGCUUCAAGAAUUGUGGUAUCUUCCAAGACGACUUCACCUGGAAAAGACACAGCAUCAAAAGUCGUAUCUUCACCAAUUCCCAAACCCGGCGGCAACUCCAGCUCCAGCUUCAUACUUAAAUCGACACCCAAUACCAAAUACAGUCCUUCCACUUCAUCGAUCAAUAGAUCACCUAUUAUUGAUCUUACACUUGAUUCGGACGAUUCAGAUAAUUCUUCCAAUGCUUCUGGACCUGAAUCACUAAAAAGGAAGAAGGGUAGACCGUUGGGUUCAGGUAAACACCAAAAAGCAGCUAUGAAGAAAUUGGCAAAAUCGCAAUCCCAAUCACAAUUACCCUUGGGCAACGCGAGAGUAGAAACACCUACGGGUCAAAACUCACCUAUUGAUUUGUCAUUUGGUGAUGAAGUGAAAUCUAAAGUUAGGGAUGAAAAUCGCUUUUUCCCCAGAUCACUGGAGUCCCAGGUUAUACAAGCUGCAUAUCGUCUUACGUCCUCAUCUGGAACUUCCCCUGCGAAAGCCACCAACAGGGAGAAUCACGCUGGACCAUCGAGACUCUACUCCGCUCAUCAUCUACCACCACUACCUCCAGCCGGUUCCGGUUUGGGCUCCGGUUUCGGUUCUAGCAAGACGUCCAAUGGAUCUGGAUCAACCUCAUCAAUCGACAUGGCCGAGAAUGCGUUAGACAAACAUCCUGCAUCAUCUUCGUCGUCAUCUACAUCGCCUCCUAGCGCGAACACUAGUGCAAGUGCGAGUAAUGGAGAGAUGAAGAUGCCAAAAUUGAAAUUGAACGUCAAUUCCAGUCCCGCUCAUCUCAAGAUCAACGGUCGGGGAUCAUCACCCACGAAGAAUCCAGCCUUUAUUCAUCCUUUGGCUGCUGAGAUGAAUAGAAUGAAGAAAGAAGAAGAGGAGAGACUUUCACCUAAGAAGGAUGAUAAAAGCAAAUCAGGUUCGAGCUCGAGUUCGAGUUUGAAAGGUUUAUCUUAUGGGAAUGGAAAGUAUCAUCAUGGUACCCAUUACGGUGGAAUCUACUCUAAGGAAUAUACCGAUAAACCCCCUACUGCCCUUGCCGCCUUCGGUGUGGGUCCCGUCUCUUCCUCUAGUUCUUCUACGUUGGCGUUCAAUGAUAAGAAGAGGAAAAGGAUUUCUGACAUUAGUGAAGCAUCAUCAACUUCUUCACCAUCAUCACAUCAACCGGAAAAGAAGAAACGCACUUUCUUCACUUCUUCCAUAUCUGUUGGGGUGUUGAAACCUACACCGGUGAUACCUAAACCGAAACAUUCCAUUCAUCCUUAA